ACACUCUAUAUAUACGCAAGGGAGGAAGAGAGAAGAAUGGGUGCAGAAAUAAUAGAAGUAGAGCAUGGAGGCUUCAGUUGUUAGUGGAGAUGGUGAAGCUCAAGUCAUCCAGUCUUCCACAGCCAAACGAGGAGGCUGGAUCACCUUCCCCUUCAUCAUAGCGACCAUGGGGGGUUUGUCACUUGCUUGCGGAGGAUGGACAAUGAAUCUGAUGGUAUAUCUCAUAGAGGAAUUCAAUGUAAAGAGCAUAGAUGCUGCUCAAAUUUUUAAUAUUGUGAAUGGCUGCACUGCUCUUUUUCCAAUCCUUGGAGCUAUAGUAGCAGAUUCUUUUCUUGGUUGCUUCUCUGUCAUCUGGAUUUCUUCCCUUUUCUCUCUCUUGGGUGUUGUCCUUAUAACAGUGACAUCCACACAUGAUUCCUUAAGGCCACCACAUUGCGAAACUGGAUCAAGCUUAUGUAAAUCUCCAUCACCCUUCCAGCUUUCAAUCCUCUACUCCGGCUUAGCUCUGGGGUGCUUGGGUGUAGGAGGCACAAGAUACACCUUAGGAACAAUGGGAGCCAAUCAGUUCGAUACCUCGAAAAAUCAAGGCAGUUUCUUCAACUGGUACUUUUUCACUCUCUAUGUGUCCACAAUGGUAAGUGUAACAGCUCUUGUGUAUAUAGAAGAUAGUGUGAGUUGGGUCUUGGGGUUUGGCCUUUCUGUCCUGGCAAACCUCUUAGGGCUGAUCAUUUUCGUGCUGGGAAAUCGGUUUUAUCGCCAUGUGGAGGCCAAUGGGAGUCCGUUUACUGGUUUAGCCAGGGUUAUUGUUGCUGCUAUCAGGAAAAGAAAAGCAUUCUUAUCAACCAAACCUGAAGAUUAUUAUUAUCAAGAUGAGCAACUUGGUGGAGUUGAAAAGGCGGCAGCAGCCCUUGUACCUACUAAAUCCCUGAAGUUCCUAAACACCGCAGCACUGAAAAGUGAAGGGGAUAUCAAGUCAGAUGGUUCCCUUGCAAAACCAUGGAGGUUAUGUACAGUAGAACAAGUAGAAGAUCUUAAAGCCCUGAUCAAAAUUAUGCCACUAUGGUCGACUGGUAUAUUUGUAGCCACUCCUAUAGCAAUCCAGGGAAGCUUAGUAGUCCUGCAAGCUCUCACUAUGGAUCGUCACAUUGGACCUCAUUUCCAAAUCCCAGCUGGCUCUAUGGUCGUUUUCAUAUUUAUCUUCACAGCUGCUUCCUUAACCCUGAUCGAUAGGUUCCUAUACCCGACCUGGAAAAAGUUAUCUGGUCAUCCGCCAACUCCUCUCCAGAGAAUAGCAGUUGGCCAUGUUUUAAACGUGCUGAGCAUGGCAGUGUCAGCAAUGGUUGAAUCGAAGCGGCUAAACACUGCCAAGUCACACCAGAAAGACUCCAUUGUGCCGAUAUCAGUGAUUUGGCUUAUGCCGCCUCUGGCUAUUGUCGGCGUUGGAGAAGCCUUUCACUUUCCAGGACAAGUUUCAUUAUACUACCAAGAAUUUCCUGCUUCAUUAAAGACUACAGCAACUGCAAUGGUUUCUCUCUUUAUCGGUAUUGCAUAUUAUCUGAGUACAGCAAUAGUUGAUUCUGCUAGAAGGAUGACAAGCUGGUUGCCUGAUGAUAUAAAUCAUGGGAGGUUGGAUAAUGUGUACUGGGUGAUAGUGGUUUUGGGGAUUUUGAACUUCACUUAUUUUCUAGUUUGCUGUUAUUUCUACGAGUAUCAAAAUCCACAUAUUGAGGUGGAGGAUAGUUCUAAGUCAGAGAAAUGAAUGUAGAUAUUAAAAAUGCACUGUAUGAAACCCCGAGUGAAUAAAUAAAUUACUAAUCUCUUACAUGAAAAAAA
Molecule: messenger RNA, 1833 nt
Organism: Daucus carota subsp. sativus
Lineage: Eukaryota; Viridiplantae; Streptophyta; Magnoliopsida; Apiales; Apiaceae
Product: protein NRT1/ PTR FAMILY 2.6
Exons: 4
Coding region: 65-1759 (564 amino acids)
Biological process (GO): transmembrane transport; oligopeptide transport
Cellular component (GO): plasma membrane
Molecular function (GO): transmembrane transporter activity
Source: RefSeq, a predicted model, not a curated record